AUGAAAUUGAGGUCUGUAGCUCGUCCUUUUGUCUUCUGUCAGAUUCACUCGGGUUCUCAAGCUCUCUUCUGGCAUGAUAAUUGGACCGGUCUUGGCCCCUUGAUCACCAUAUCGGGAGAAAAUGGUCCCCGUGUCCUUGGCAUUUCCAUUACAGCCAGUGUUUCCGAAGCUAUCUCAGGGGAUUCUUGGCUUUUUCCAAGAGGUCGUCAUAGGAUUACUCAGCUCAUCAGAGCUUGUUUACCCAGCAGUCCCCCAUCUCUGUCACCGGAUCUUCCUGAUGUUUUCCUAUGGCGGAACAGCCCAGCCUCGGAGCCUGGUCAAUUUGCAGCCUCAAAAACAUGGGAGACUUUGUAUCCAGCUCCCCCUGCAGUUCCUUGGCACAAGACAAUCUGGUUCAAAACGAGAAUUCCUAAGCAUGCCUUUCUCUCGUGGGUGGCGAUCCUCAAUAGGUUACCAACGAAAGACAGGCUGCAGCAGUGGGGAAUGAAUGUUUCUCCGUCAUGUCUUCUCUGUAAUGCUUCGGACGAGAAUCGUGAUCACAUCUUCUUUGCUUGUCCUUAUUCCCAAGAAGUAUGGACCGAGUUUUUCAGUGCUCCUGCCUUUUCUCCUCCAGCUGAUUUUGAAGGCAUCAUUUCUUGGUUACCUUCCGCAGCAGGUAAUUCUAAAGUCAAAGAUAUUUGCUACCUCCUUGUCCAAGCUAUUUUAUAUGUGUUGUGGAAAGAAAUAAAUCUGAGACUGCAUACUUCAACUAGUAAACCAUCCCAUAUUUUGGUCAAAGAGGUCAAGGUUCUUAUUAAGGCAAAGUUGUUUGGUUUGGAUCGGACAAGAAGUUCUUCCAGGCCUCAGCGAUUGCAGCAUUCUGCAGCACAUUUGGAAACAUACCUUCUUCUCUGGUUUCGCCACUUCGAUUUAUAG
This is a messenger RNA of Brassica rapa (field mustard), 915 nucleotides long. RefSeq lists its product as uncharacterized. The record is from RefSeq and is a predicted model, not a curated record. NCBI's taxonomy places the organism in Eukaryota, Viridiplantae, Streptophyta, Magnoliopsida, Brassicales, Brassicaceae.